UGGGGGUAUAGCGGCUUCUUCCAGAGAUGGGCGACAUGGAGUCCUACAAGGUGAUGCUGAAUGGGCCGGCACCCUGGGGCUUCAGGCUGCAGGGAGGGAAGGAUUUCAGCAUGCCGCUCUCCAUCUCCAGGCUGACUCUGGGUGGGAAGGCAGCCCAGGCCGGCGUGGGAGUGGGUGACUGGGUGCUGUACAUCGAUGGGGAGAGCACCAGUGCCAUGACACACAUCGAGGCCCAGAACAGGAUCCGCGCCUGUGGGGACAGGCUUUGCCUCACCUUGAGCAGAGCCCAGAACCAGCUGGGGAAGCCGCAGAAGGUGCUGAGCCUUGACAAGCAGCCCCCACAGCUGCUGGAGUCCCCCAGCACCCCUGUGUGUGACCCUGUGAAGCUGCGGAUGUUAGAGGACAUUGAUGACUCCAAGCCCCACAGCUGGACCUCCCAGUCCCGUUCCUUCCGCAAACUAUCGCGGCUGGUGGGCGCAGACAGCAUGGAGGAUGGUGAGGAAGAGCUUGUUAAAAAGCCCAGGGAUGCCCAUGGGUCCAGCUGGGGCACAGUGGAGCCAUGGCAGCCCCAGCAGCCUCUGGAGCCCCCCAGUACCCCUGGGUGUGAUCCUGGGAAGUUGCGGAUGUUGGAGGAUGCUGAGGGCUGGCAGCCCCGCACCGGGACCUCACAGUCCCGCUCCUUCCGCAGACUGGCCCAGCUGACGGGCACAGAUGGCAUGGAGGAUGGUGAGGAUGAAUUAAUUAAAAAGCCCAGGGAUGCCCACGGGUCCAACUGGGGCACGGGGCAACAUCGGCAGCCCCCACAGCUGCUGGAGCCCCCCAGUGACACUGUGUGUGACCCUGUGAAGCUGCGGAUGUUAGAGGACAUUGACGACUCAAAGCCCCACACCUGGACGUCCCAGUCCCGUUCCUUCCGCAAACUGGCCCGGCUGGUGGGCGCAAGCAGCAUGGAUGAUGGUGAGGAAGAGCCUGUUAAAAAGCCCAGGGAUUCCCAUGGGUCCAGCUGGGGCACAGUGGAGCAGCGGCAGCCUCUGGAGCCCCCCAGUACCCCUGGGUGUGAUCCUGGGAAGUUGCGGAUGUUGGAGGAUGCUGAGGUGCAGUCCCGCUCCUUCCGCAGACUGGCCCAGCUGACGGGCACAGAUGGCAUGGAGGAUGGUGAGAAUGAGAUUGUUAAAAAGCCCAGGGAUUCCCAUGGGUCCAGCUGGGGCACAGUGGAGCAGCGACAGUCCCCACAGCCCCUGGAGCCCCCUAGCACCCCUGGGUGCAACCCUGGGAAGCUGCGACUGAUAGAGGAUGCUGAGGACUGGCAGCCCCGCACCGGGACCUCGCAGUCCCGCACCUUCCGCAAACUGGCCCAGCUGACGGGCACCGACAGCAGCAUGGAGGAUCAUGAUGAUGUGUUUGUUAGGAAGCCCAGCCAGGUCUCCGUGCCGGACCCGUCCCCAGGAGCAACAAUGAAAACUGAACCAGGACUGGCCCCCAGGACCCCCAGUGCCACCCCCAGCCCCACCAGCCGCCCACCCUGGGCUGUGGACCCCUCGUUUGCCGAGCGCUACGCCCCGGACAAGACGAGCACGGUGGUGAGCAAGCACAGCCAGCCAGCCACACCGACCCCCAUGCAGAACCGCAGCUCCAUCGUGCAGGCGGCCCAGCAAGCCCCCGAGGGGCCCGGCCGCACCCCGCUCUGCUACAAGUGCAACAAGGUCAUCAGGGGACGGUACCUCGUGGCGCUGGGACAUUAUUACCACCCCGAGGAGUUCACCUGCUGCCAGUGCAGGAAAGUGCUGGAUGAGGGUGGCUUCUUUGAGGAGAAAGGCUCCAUCUUCUGCCCCAAGUGCUACGACACGCGCUACGCACCCAGCUGCGCCAAGUGCAAGAAGAAGAUCACUGGGGAGGUGAUGCACGCACUGAAGAUGACCUGGCACGUGCAGUGCUUCACCUGCAACGCCUGCAAAACUCCCAUCCGCAACCGAGCCUUCUACAUGGAGGAGGGACAGCCCUACUGUGAGAGAGACUAUGAGAAGAUGUUUGGCACCAAGUGCCGCGGCUGUGACUUCAAGAUCGAUGCUGGGGACCGGUUCCUGGAGGCGCUGGGGUUCAGCUGGCAUGACACUUGCUUUGUCUGUGCGAUCUGCCAGACCAACCUGGAAGGGAAGACAUUCUACUCCAAGAAGGACAAGCCGCUGUGCAAGAGCCAUGCUUUCUCCCACGUGUGAGGAGUGGGAAUUCAGCUGUGCCCACACAUGCCCUUGGCCCUGCAUGCUCCUCUCCCCCUGCCCUGCUGGCCCCAGGGAGCCAGGCUGGGCCCUUGGCCCUUUUCCUUGCUCCUGCCUCUUUCCUGGCAGCUUCUGGCUCAACUCCAGCCAGAUACAGUGCUGGGUCCAGCGCUCCUUAUCGCUGGGUGGCUUCUUACAUGCUUCUCAACUGGCCCUAGGAGCCUGGGGAAAGGGAUUCUGUAUGGAUCCUCCUGCCCCUGAGCCAUGCUGCAUGGUGGGCAUAACUAUGCUGAGGCUGGAAUUGGAGGGGUCUGCCACAGCUGGGCUGCUCUCUUUCUGCCUGGCAGCUCAGUGCAGGAGCAGGGAUACUCCUUACACGUCCCUGAGUGAGUGAGGACCAGCUCCUGUCUCACUCUCCACCACCUUCCCUGCUGUGUGCUUGGGGCUGGAGACCUGGCCCGGCUCCUCUGCUGGGGACCUGCUCAUGACAACACUCCAGCCACCCCUCAAACUGCCCUGGUGCCUUCCUGCCCCUUGCAUUCCAGGGGCAUCUGGGCCUCGUGCCCCCCACCCUGCUGGCCCUCUGCUCCCCUGGGGCUCGCAGCACCCCCAGCCUGGCGUGGCCCAGCUGUGGGCUGGCAGCGUGUGCUGAUGGCCAGCCCAGCCAGACGGCUGCUCCUGCAAGGCUUGGGCACAGCUUCCUACCAAAGAGCUCUCUGCCACUGCCAUCCUGGGGCCAUCAGUGCCUCCCCCCCAACCCACACCCUCCGGUCAGGCUGCGCUGAUGUAGCCACGGUGCUUUUAGUGCCUUCAAUAAACACGUCUCUGCAAGUGC
Cyanistes caeruleus (blue tit) is the source of this 3051-nucleotide messenger RNA. RefSeq names its product PDZ and LIM domain 7 (gene PDLIM7). Gene Ontology annotation, molecular function: muscle alpha-actinin binding; actin binding. Gene Ontology annotation, biological process: muscle structure development; heart development; actin cytoskeleton organization. The record is from RefSeq and is a predicted model, not a curated record. Lineage: Eukaryota; Metazoa; Chordata; Aves; Passeriformes; Paridae. Gene Ontology annotation, cellular component: Z disc; filamentous actin; adherens junction.